CCCAAUGUUUUCGUAUAAACUUUUUAUAAUCUGCUUCUCCGUAGAGUUAGCUUACGGGCAGAAAUUUAACAAUUCAUGCGAAUGCGGAGUAGCGGGCACAAACCGCCGCAUAGUGGGUGGCACCACAGCCCAGCCGCACCAGUACCCGUGGCUGGUGGCGCUCAUGCUGGGCUCCAAGCUCCACUGUGGCGGCGCCAUCAUCUCUGAUAUGCACAUCCUUACCGCCGGCCACUGCAUCACGUUUGGGGUUCACUAUCGAGAUCUCAAAGUGCACAUAGGCAUGCACGACCGCUUGGACAACACCUUCGAGAUUAGAAGAGUAAGCAAUGGCGUGAAACAUCCCAAAUUCACCUCGAACGCCGUUCGGGACAUCAACGACCUAGCUGUCCUCACUCUCGACAGGAGAGUAAAGUUUGACGACAAAGUUCGGCCUAUUUGUUUGCCGGAUGAAGACAUGGAAUUUCAAAAUCUACCCCUUACUGUUGCUGGUUGGGGCAAAAUAAGACAAGGGGCCUUAACUUCUUCGAGACACUUGUUGGAAACCAAAGUGAAGAUAGUGCCAGAAGAGAAAUGUAGGAAAACGCAAAUUUAUAAAGACAACCUUGUCAGCUCUACCAUGAUGUGCGCAUACGCGUAUGGAAAAGACGCUUGCCAGGGUGACAGUGGCGGGCCACUGUUUUCUACGCAUGAAAGUACCGAUAACAGAAAGUGGUAUCAUGUUGGAAUCGUGUCAUGGGGUAUUGAUUGUGCAAUGCCAGAUUACCCAGAAUGUGGCGUACCAUCGGACACAAUAGUAUCCCAGCGGAUAGUUGGCGGGAGACGGGCAGAGCCCUACUCAUUUCCAUGGACGGUAGCGAUUAUCAAAGUUGAUCGAAUGCACUGCGGGGGCGCCAUCAUUACAGACAGACACGUGCUAAGCGCGGGGCACUGUUUCAAAUGGGACGACCACAAAGAAAUGCAUGUGUUCAUUGGCUUGGACAACUUAGACGACUUAAAAGAAGUGGAGAAGAGGAACAUAUCCAAAGUGAAUAUCCACGAGAACUUCACUUCGACUGCGGUGAGGGAUGAAAACGACAUCGCGAUCGCCACUCUUUCCUCACCAGUGAAAUUUGGACCGACUAUCAUUCCUAUAUGCUUGCCGGAGCCUGGACAAGAGUUCAGCCACCGAGUAGGCACCAUAGUGGGAUGGGGACGGAUAGCGCCAGAGGCCUCAGCGUCCAGAGUGCUUCUGAAGGCUUCGCUUAAGAUUCUGAGUGACGCAGAGUGCAUGAACUCGAAGCUCGCGCAGCAUUUGAAGCCGACCAUGAUGUGCGCAUUCUCAAAGGGAAAAGAUGGCUGUCAGGGAGACAGCGGCGGGCCAUUUCUGGUCUUUGAAACUAGUGGAAGAUACGUACAAGCAGGCGUUGUAUCUUGGGGCAUUGGUUGUGCUGAUCCGCGAUACCCAGGAGUCUACACGAAAGUUAGCAACUAUAUUGACUGGAUACAGGAAAACUCGGAAGAUGGAAAAACGUGCAAAUAAAUAAAUUAUAAUAUAAAUAAUAUCUAGUAUACAAUUUUAAAUGAU
Molecule: messenger RNA, 1564 nt
Organism: Leguminivora glycinivorella
Lineage: Eukaryota; Metazoa; Arthropoda; Insecta; Lepidoptera; Tortricidae
Product: plasminogen-like
Exons: 13
Coding region: 5-1519 (504 amino acids)
Biological process (GO): proteolysis
Molecular function (GO): serine-type endopeptidase activity
Source: RefSeq, a predicted model, not a curated record